GAAUUCCACAUGUCGUAGUGUACAUGCUGCUGGAUUCUGGUAGGGUAUGUGUAAUUUCAUGUGGCAGGAUGUGAAGUGACAAUAAAGUGCAAAAUCGUCGUCAGCAAGUUAGGAGUGUAGUAUAAAUUUAAAUGAAAACGAUCCAUUUAUCAUGAAAACUGUGUCCUGUGUUUGCCUCCUUGUGCCAUUGGCAAUAGUACUGGGUACAGUCAGUGGAAACAUAAGCUUUCAGAAGCCGAAAGUUCUCAUCGUCACAUUAAUCAGAAAUAAGGAACAUACUCUGCCGUACUUCUUCUCUUAUCUCGAAGACCUAGAAUACCCGAAAGAUCGCAUCUCGUUGUGGAUUCGUUCGGAUCAUAAUGAAGAUCGCAGCAUCGACAUCACCAAAGCUUGGUUAAAGAGAACCACAAAGUACUAUCAUAGUGUGGACUUUGGGUAUCGCAGCGACGAGGAGAAGCGGUUUGAUGAAAAAAGCAGCACGCACUGGUCUGAAGAUCGGUUCGCCGAUGUCAUUCGGUUGAAACAGGAAGCUCUCGAGAAAGGGAGAAAAAUGUGGGCUGAUUUCGUAAUGUUUUUAGACGCAGAUGUUCUACUCACGAAUCCUCAAACGCUUUCCAAAUUGGUCAGCUUAAACCUACCAAUCGUUGCACCCAUGCUCCUAUCAGAUGGUUUGUAUUCCAAUUUUUGGUGUGGAAUGACCGCGGAUUACUACUACCAGCGAACAGACGAGUAUAAAGAAAUCCUCAACAACGAUAAAACCGGUCAAUUUAGCGUCCCAAUGGUACACAGUGCGGUCAUGGUCAACAUCAAUGUUCAUCAAUCACUGCAACUUACUUUCAACAUGAAACGGUUCCCAGCUGGGCUUUACAAUGGACCUCAGGAUGACAUAAUCAUUUUUGCCAUGUCCGCUAACUACAGCUCUAUUCCGAUGUACAUUUCCAAUUCAGCACUUUAUGGCUAUAUCUUGGUGCCAUUAGAGCAAGGCGAACCACCGGAGAAGGAUUUGGAGCAACUUACCAACACCAAAGUUUACGUUAUUAACGAAUAUGGUUCCGUGAAUCUCAAAAAAGAUCUGAAGCAAUUUGUCAAGGGUAUUCCCAAGGACAAAAUGGACGUAUCGCAUAUCUAUAUGAUCAAUUUGGAGAGGCGACCUGAGCGUCGGAAUAAAAUGUUCAAUAACUUCAAUGAGCUGGGCCUAGAUGUAGACUUUUUCCCAGCAGUCGACGGUCGGCAGUUGAACGAUGAAAAACUGCAAAAAAUAGGAAUCAAAUUCCUUUCCGGUUAUGCAGAUCCGUACCAUAACAGACCGAUGACCAUGGGUGAAAUAGGAUGCUUUCUUAGUCAUUACUACAUUUGGGAAAAGAUGGUCACGUUGAAUCAACAGGAAGUUCUCAUCCUGGAAGACGACAUCCGUUUCGAGCCUUAUUUCAAGAGACGUGUCGAUCAAGUGUUGGAAGACGCUCGCCGUAUCGGUGGAUGGGACCUGAUUUAUUUUGGGCGCAAACGAUUGGAAGAGGAUGACGAAAAAUGGGUAUCGGGAUCUGAUAAUCUAGUUGUGGCUGGCUAUUCCUACUGGACCUUAGGCUACCUAAUAUCGUUGCAAGGGGCACGAAAACUUUUGGCUGAAAAACCUCUCGAAAAACUGGUUCCUGUAGACGAAUACAUACCGAUCAUGUUCAACAAUCAUCCAAACGAGUCAUGGGUGAGCCAGUUUAAAAAUAGGAAUUUGGUUGCCUGGAGUGCAGCGCCGUUGCUUCUUUAUCCAACUCACUAUACGGGUGACGAAGGGUACAUUUCGGAUACCGAAGAUUCGGCUCGGAUUGAUAAUUUUAGCAAAGUCAACAACGAUACCUCGGAGAGUUCUGCAGAGAAAAAAGGCGACAAAGAGCAAUUGAGCAGUAAAUCAUUAAUGGACUCCACUAUUACCAGAGACGAGCAUGAACUGAGCGUUACUAAUCGGAGGAACGAGCUUUAGCAUCGGUCCAAGCACAUCAGACGAGUGUCAUAACUGCCAGGGCAUGCAUCGAACUAAUUAAUUAUAACAUGGCGAGUGCAAACUGAGAUAAAAUCAUAACAUUGAAAUUAAGCAAAUUUUACAAAAGCAAUGGAAACGCUACCAAAAAAAUCUAUGUGCCUUAUAGUUUUAAGGGUUGCAAUUUAAACAUUUUGAACAAUUUAUAGCUUAACAUUUAAAAAUC
Molecule: messenger RNA, 2198 nt
Organism: Ochlerotatus camptorhynchus
Lineage: Eukaryota; Metazoa; Arthropoda; Insecta; Diptera; Culicidae
Product: glycosyltransferase 25 family member
Exons: 5
Coding region: 152-1975 (607 amino acids)
Molecular function (GO): procollagen galactosyltransferase activity
Source: RefSeq, a predicted model, not a curated record